This is a messenger RNA of Acyrthosiphon pisum (pea aphid), 915 nucleotides long. RefSeq names its product RNA-binding protein lark-like. Lineage: Eukaryota; Metazoa; Arthropoda; Insecta; Hemiptera; Aphididae. Bases 100 to 915 code for a protein of 271 amino acids. The record is from RefSeq and is a predicted model, not a curated record. The transcript has 6 exons. Gene Ontology annotation, molecular function: mRNA binding. Gene Ontology annotation, cellular component: nucleus.
ACUUUUAAGAUUUUCAUUGGAAAUCUUUCUGAAAAGACCACAUCUAGUGAUAUCAGACCACUGUUUGAGAAGUAUGGCAAAGUUGUUGAAUGUGAUGUAAUGAAAAAUUUUGGCUUUGUUCAUAUGGACGAUGAUACCACUGGCCGUGCAGCUAUCAAAGCUUUGAAUGGUUCAAUGGUAAAUGAUUUAGCCAUGAAAGUAGAAACUGCCACUAGUCGCCGUGGUCCCAAUACCCCAACUACAAAAAUUUUUGUAGGAAAUCUUUCUGAAACAACAAAGGAAAAUGAAGUACGAGAAUUAUUUGAAAGAUACGGUACUGUUGUUGAAUGUGACAUUGUUAGAACUUAUGGUUUUGUGCAUAUUGAUUCAACUGAUGUAAGCAGACUUAUAAAAGAUUUAAACGGAUAUAUGUUGGAUGGUAAACCAAUCAAGGUACAAAUUUCAAAUAGCCGUGUUCGUCCGAGACCUGGAAUGGGCAUGCCAGAGCAGUGUUAUAGGUAUGGAUAUGGAAGAGAUGCCUUACCACAGCUUCCACCACCACGUGCCUUGCUUUAUCCACCACCACCUCCACUUUCAUUUGUUCGUGAUCGCAUUCUUGGUUCUUAUAGUACUGGCUUAAAAACUGAUAUGACAAGAAUGGACGAUUAUUCAAUGUUAUCUCACUCUGAACUAGGUGGUCAUAUGUAUGAAACUGAAGGCUUGUAUGACCGUUACUAUGAUCGUAGUCUUAUGCGAACAGCUGUUGAUGGUUAUGGCAUGGAUAGAAGAAUGCCAAGAAUGCUAUCUAGUCGCGAUUACUUAUCGUCAUCCACACGUAUUGGAACAACCGUAUUGGACCAAGAUUAUGUAUUCACACGCCGAUCACCAUUGUCAAGCAGUCGUACAUCGUUAGUAUUAAAAUUACUAUAUACAUAA